This is a messenger RNA of Dentiscutata heterogama, 969 nucleotides long. NCBI's taxonomy places the organism in Eukaryota, Fungi, Glomeromycota, Glomeromycetes, Diversisporales, Gigasporaceae. The record is from the annotation of a GenBank genome assembly.
AUGGAACCUUUUAUGCUCUUUGCAUGCAUAAUAAUUUCAAUUUUGUGCUUGCAAAAUAUUUAUGUUCAAGUUAAACGUCGUGCUCAAAUUUUAAUAUGGUAUAGCAUCUCAAAUUCUAUAAUAUCCGUCUCCUUCGUUCUCGCUGGCAUAUUUCUUCCAAACGACUUUAGCCUCAAAGAUGCCUCAACCUUUGAACAUGUUUGGUGUGGUAUCAGUGGCUUCCUGUAUUCUCUUUCUUCUAUUUCAAAUUACGGUGUAGCAUUAGCUCUAUCAACAGAGCUUUAUAUUUCUUUAGGCCUUGCAUCUCCCGUCACAAAACGAAAUGAUGUCAAAAUAAGGAGGCUUAAUAUUUUUUUAACUGUCGUGAUACCGAUAGCGAGCAUUGCAUUGAGCUUAACGAUGUUGGCUGUGCAUCAUGAUCCUAUGUUUGCGGUGAUCGGUACGGGUGGCAUUUGUACAGUCUCUCGGCAUAGCAUUUAUAGAACUCCUUUAUUUUUUGUAAGAACCGUUCCUGAGUUCUUACCAAUUUAUCCUUCAUGUGUUUUAUCUGUUAUUACAGUAAUUCCUGUCGCCAGAAAAGUUUACCGUACCUAUCGUUUUCGAGAAACAUUCGCGCUUCCUUGGCAAUCCAGAAUUUCCCCUAAACCUAGUCAAAUACGCAGCACGCGUGCAGGUCCACCACCAAACACUGCGUCUUCCUCCCCAAAACCAACUAUCCCACGAAAUGUACUUCUCCGUAUGGCUUCAUGCAUGAUUUUAUUUUUAUUAUGCUUUGGAACUGGUGAAUUUGCUACUGAACAAUAUGGAAUACUCUGGACCAAAAUUCUUAGUUUUAUUUGUUGCAGUCCACCCAAAAUUCAAAGUCAUCAAAUAGAAAUUGAAGUGGUUUAUACGGGUACACAAGGUUCUGAUAUGAUAAGUCACGAUUCUUCUUCUUCAAUACCAACUUCCUUCAUCGCCUCUCCUCAG